Oryza brachyantha (malo sina) is the source of this 1648-nucleotide messenger RNA. RefSeq names its product D-ribulose kinase. Gene Ontology annotation, molecular function: D-xylulokinase activity. Gene Ontology annotation, biological process: xylulose metabolic process. The coding region runs from base 226 to 1563 and encodes 445 amino acids. Gene Ontology annotation, cellular component: cytosol. The transcript is spliced from 9 exons. The record is from RefSeq and is a predicted model, not a curated record. Lineage: Eukaryota; Viridiplantae; Streptophyta; Magnoliopsida; Poales; Poaceae.
CUUAUCCUCCACGGCUCACCUCCUUCUACGACAGCAAGAGCGAAAUCAUCUCUCCAUUCUCCAAACGAGCUGACCCCCAUCAAACGGCGUGCGUCAAGACGAAUUAUGCCAACUACUAGCGUCUAUGCCAAGCCCUUGUCUCACCUUCCUGCAAGACAAGGCAAGUGAACGAAACAUUGACCAUCCAGGUUCAGAAGGAAAGAUAGAUCAGAAGUGAGGAUUAAGAUGCUUAGCAAACAAAAUAAUCCGCGAGGCCAGAGGAGUGCUGAUGGAACAGGCGAGCCUAGUCUGUACCUUGGGAUAGACUUUGGAACUUCAGGUGCCAGAUAUGCUCUUGUCGAUCAGCAAGGGGCCAUCCAUUCUGAAGGCAAAAUAACUUACCCUCAUGUUGACAAAGUCACGAAUUGGGCAAACUCCUGGAAAGAAGCUCUCUUCCAUCUUCUCAGUGAUAUCCCGUCCAUUUAUCGGCCAUCCAUCUCUUCCAUUUCAAUUGAUGGGACUUCAGCUACCACGCUUAUCAUCAACAGUAGGAACAAUGGAGAGCUUCUUGCUGGCCCAUUCCUUUACAACGAGAGCUUCACAGACGCGCUGCUCACCGUCGAAUCGAUUGCCCCAGCAAAUCACACGGUUUGUUCUGGUUCGUCCACCCUGUGCAAGCUCGUGUCAUGGUGGAAUUCGAGUUCAGCAGGCUUGAGAAGCAGGGAUUCAGCGAUACUGAUGCAUCAGUCAGACUGGUUGCUCUGGCUUUUGCAUGGACAGUAUGGCGUUUCUGAUUACAACAAUACGCUCAAGGUAGGCUAUGAUCCAGAGACGGACGCCUACCCAAGUUGGUUGAUGUCACAGCCAUAUGCAUACAUGUUGCCCUCUGUCAGAGCACCCGGAGCUCCAAUUGGCUCAAUCAAAGAGGAUGUACGCGCACAGUUAGGAUUUCCCGAUCACUGCGUGGUCUGUACCGGAACAACGGAUAGCAUAGCUGCGUUUCUUGCAGCCCGCACGACAACGCCCGGAAAAGCCGUGACGUCGUUGGGCUCGACUCUGGCGAUCAAGCUGGUGAGCAGCGUCCGCGUGGACGACGCGCGGUUCGGCGUGUACAGCCAUCGUCUGGACGACAUGUGGCUGGUGGGCGGCGCGUCCAACACCGGCGGCGCCGUCCUCAGGCAACUCUUCAACGACGAGCAGCUCGUUGUUCUCAGCAAGGAGAUCGACUCAUCGAUUCCUUCCCCGCUCGAUUACUACCCUCUGCCCAAGCCAGGGGAAAGGUUCCCGGUCUCCGACCCCAACAUGAUGCCAAGGCUGCAGCCUCGGCCGGAGAGCGACGCAGCGUACUUGCAUGGCAUACUCGAGUCGAUCGCGCGGAUCGAGGCGAAGGGGUACAGUCUGCUGAAAGAGCUCGGCGCGAGCGCGGUGGAGGAGGUGUUGACGGCGGGUGGAGGAUCACAGAACGAAAAGUGGACGGCGAUCCGGGGGAGGGUGCUCGGCGUGCCGGUGAAGAAGGCGGAGCAGACUGAGGCCGCAUACGGGGCUGCGUUGCUAGCACUCAAGGGUGCUACUACCACGCACUAAAGAAGACCACAGUCCGUAGCACGGCCCGGGAUAUUUAUGAAUCGCUUAAUUGAAUGAUAUAUAUAUACUUCUUACUGUCUGUGUC